UGCAUCUCAAAUAUAGAAAUGGAAUAGUUCGCCACAAUCAAAGAUCACGUGGAUACGGAAAAGCUGUAGAAUCAGCGCCCUUGUCAAAUUCUUAUCUACUCAAAGAUGUUGUCACUUGUUGUCCUGAUGAUCCUGUUUCAACCAGAAGAGGGAGGCUCCUCACCUAUCUCCUGUUACAAUGAUCAAGGGGAAGCUGUUGACUGGUUCUAUCUCUACAAACUCCCCCAUGUUGAUCGUGAAUUUCCCAAUGAUGGACAGAGUUAUCUACUGAUGGACAAAGGCAGCGAGGGAUGGAGGGAUGGAAACGUGUUGGUGAAUGACAGCACUGGAGCCCUGGGGAGGACAGUGGGCCAGCUGUAUGAGCAGGGGAAGAAUGAUGACAUUGCAUACAUCCUGUACAAUGACCAGAGACCACCCGAGGAGGGAGAAAAAGGAUUUGGUUUCCUUAGUAGCCGAGGUGGCCACACUAAAGGUGUUGUCUUAUUGGACAAGACACAGGGCUAUUGGUUGGUCCACAGCACCCCUCAUUUCCCCCCUGUAAAGGAAAUAGGGCAAUAUUCCUACCCAGGUAGUGGUGUACAGAACGGACAGAACUUCAUCUGUGUGACCUACCCACUGGAACGCUUUCAGGCCAUUGGAGAGCAGUUGCAGAUCAACCAGCCCAAUGUGUAUGACUGUGGUGUCCCUGCUUCCUUGGCCUCUCUGGUGCCCGCACUGGCUGAUGUCUGUAACAACAGCCAAGGGCAGAUGGCCUAUAGCAGCUUACCGCACACCCAACCUGCAUCCAAUCGCAGUGUGCCUCUCACCUCAUUGGGUGGAACCGAGUUCAUCAGCUUUGCCAAGGGGAGAUCAUUCAAUAAUGAUCUGUACCACUACUGGGUGGCUCCCUCCCUCCAGUCAGACCUCCUAGUCCAGUUCUGGAUCCGCUCCACUGGCAUCCUGCCCUCUGACUGCUCCCUGGGCUGGAAGGUCCUGGACAUCCAGCUUAUCUCCCCAGGCGGGAGGAUCACCUUCAAGGCCUCCAAUGACCACUCCAAGUGGGCCGUGAGUACCACCGGGGGUGGGUUGGAUGGAGCUGCUGGCUGGGUGUGUGUGGGCGACAUCAACCGCAACGAGGCUGAGGAGAAGAGAGGGGGCGGGACAGUGUGUCUGCAGGACGCCACGGUGUGGAAGGCCUAUCGGACAGCGGCGCUGGAGUGUGAGAUGUGCGGGGGAGGGACCAGCGGGUGUGAUGUGGACGUAGAGGAUGCAAGGCACUACCAGGGAGAUAUGAAUCCGUAAGCAUCAGUGUGGCAGCAGUGUAAAGUUACUAGUAUGCACACAGUUCACUGAGCAGCUAGGUUUAUUAGCAUUAUUGAGCUCCGUGAACAAGGUACACCAUAGAAUGUUGAUUAAUAAGCAUCAAAUUCAUUUUUUUAUGGCAGUUUUGGAGUGUUUCAUAAAUUGCCAUGAAUAGAAACAUACUUGAAAGGGAAGUGGCACUCCUAUAAUCAUUAAACAAUGAGCAUUUUGAUACAUUCUAUGUAGUUCUAUAAGUUGCUAAUGACUGUAGGCAAUGUUGAUUGUGAUCUCAGGUAUGUUUUUUGACAUUUUAUAUGAGUCUGUUUUCAAUCUUUUUUAUGUGACAAAUGAUUUAAAAAAAAUGAUUGUUAAAGUAUGUGUAAUGUUUUUUCUUUAAUUCUCUUUUACUUUUUAGUCAAACGUUUGGUGACUUUUUCAGCUUUUAGCUUGAAACAGGCAAAGAUACUGACUGUCUUCUGUCCAAAUAAAGAAAGUACUGUUGUUGCGGGGUGCACAAAUA
Salvelinus namaycush (lake trout) is the source of this 1801-nucleotide messenger RNA. RefSeq names its product deoxyribonuclease-2-alpha-like. Gene Ontology annotation, biological process: apoptotic DNA fragmentation. The record is from RefSeq and is a predicted model, not a curated record. Lineage: Eukaryota; Metazoa; Chordata; Actinopteri; Salmoniformes; Salmonidae. The transcript is spliced from 7 exons. Gene Ontology annotation, molecular function: deoxyribonuclease II activity. Bases 106 to 1281 code for a protein of 391 amino acids.